UCUUAGUAUAGUUACAUUUGAAUCGCGUGUUAACCAGUCGCCCGCAAAAUAUCCUUGGUGUUAAUUUAAUUUGGGUUGUUAUUAUCAAAUAUUAGUAUUGCUAUGUGUUUUCAUACAUUUGUGAUUGCACAGUGAUUAUUUAGCUGAGAAAAUGAUGCUGAAGAUCUGUGCGUUGGUCGUGGCCCUGACGCUUGGUCUUACUGGAGCUCUCAACCCCCAUCACCAGUCUCUAGCACCACUUAUUGACAGCGUCUUCUUCGCGAAUGACGUAAUAGUUGCAAGAACCCAGCAGGGAGAGAGGGAGGGAGGUAAACAAGGUGACAAAACACCCUGCGAAAUGCCAGACGGUAGCAGUGGUUACUGCGUGCAUUCGUACCUUUGCGAGAGCCAACAAAUCGUUAAAGAUGGGGCUGGAUUGAUUACUGAGAGGAGAUCCCAGUGUGUCGCGCCUAAAAUAUGCUGCAAACAGAGAAAAACUAAUCAGGAAACACCUCAUGUCGGUAGCAGGAGCAAUGGUGACAAAACACCUUGCGAGUUGCCAGACGGUAGCAGGGGUUACUGCGUGAAUUCGUACCUUUGCGAGAGCCAAGAAAUCAUCAAAGAUGGGGCUGGAUUGAUUACUGAGAGGAGAUCCCAGUGUGUCGCGCCUAAAGUAUGCUGCAAACAUAGAAAAACUAAUGAGGGAACACCUGAUAUCAGUAGCAAGAGCAAUGUAAGAAAAUGCAAGUUCAACAAUGGCAAGGAGGGCUACUGCGUUAAUCCAAACAGUUGUAGGAACAGAAAAAUUAUGGGAAGUUAUUCCAGGACCAUCACAUCCUCAGAUUGCUUGGAAACGGAAGUGUGCUGCGAGAAAGACCAUGAAAAUAUCGAGUCUACCACAAAGUCACGGACUUUGGUGCCUUCUAUUCCAAAGAAUCUACCCAAUGGCGCACAAUGUGAAGCCUACGACGGUAGUAUCGGAAGAUGCACUCUGCCUCACACCUGCAACAACGAUAGCACCAUCCUCGACGGCUCCGGGCUCAUCGUGGAACGCAAAGUCGACCCGUGCGGAGACUGGGGGAAUGCCAUACAAAUAUGCUGCCCAGCGAAGUACCUAGCGGGGAAAAUACCAGAUAUUGAAGCAACUACCGUAUUGACUAAAAGCAGGUCAAUGGACGACGAGGAGGAAAAUAGCAGUUGUUUAACGGGGGCCGACAAUGCAGGCAAAUGUGUGCCUUUUCAUCACUGUGAGGACUAUGACGGCGCUGACCUUCUAGAUAAAAGGACAAUGCGUUACUGCCCUGCUUUGACAACUUGCUGCGAAUUGGACAGGAUUAAUAUGGAGUCUAUUCCAACGAAUGUUAAGAAGGAGGGUUGUGGACUGGCGAACCCAGACGGACUGUGGCCAGCCUUUAAGACAUCCUUUUUAGAAGCAAAAUUCGGCGAAUUCCCUUGGGUAGCUGCUGUUAUGACUAAGACCUCCUCUUUCCCUGUGAAUCGAAACAUCACGGUGGGAUCCCUGAUACACCCCUCUAUGGUGCUCACGGUAGCUCACUACGUGGACCGAGCUGUGGACGGUGACGUCAGAGUGAGGGUAGGAGAGUGGAACACCCUGGAUGUAAACGAACCGCUUCCGCAUGAAGAGGUGGCGGUGAAGAAGAUUGUCAUUCAUCCAGACUUUAUGAGAAAGAACUACCGGAACGACAUCGCCCUGCUGAUCCUUGAGCACCCAGUAAAGCUGGCUCCGCACGUCAGCCUGGUCUGUCUGCCGGAGCCGGGAGCGGUGCCGGCUCCGGACACCGACUGCGUUUCAAACGGCUGGGGCAAAGACGCGUUCGGGAAGAAGGGAGCCAUCUCCAGCUACCUUAAGAAGGUGCCCCUUCCGUGGGUGGAGCACGGCGAUUGCCAGGACCGCCUCCGCACCACCCGGCUUGACUCCUUCUUCGAACUGCACGAAGGAUUCGCUUGCGCGGGCGGCGACAAGCUCGACACAUGCAGCCUGGAUGGAGGAGGCCCUCUGGCUUGCCCGUCAGAGAGCGACCCAGGCAGAUACAUCCUGUACGGGGUGGUGUCCUGGGGCAUAGACUGCCAUAUGCCCGGGAUCCCCGGGGUCUACAUGAAUGUGGCACACUACCGAACCUGGAUAGACCAGGUUAUGGAAACUGAAGGAGGCUGCUUUGGAAAUCAAUUUGUCAAAACUCUCAUAUACCUCUUGGAAAGUGGAUGUCAAGAGUUCCUUAAGGCUUUCCUCAGAGCUGUUAUUUCCAUUUAUCCUCUACAUAGAGAUAUUAUUAUUUACUUGUGUAAUGUUAUUUUAAAACAUAAUAGGCAUUAUACAUGUAAUUUAUCUCUGUCCAUAAAGGAAAAGCAUUACUUAGUGAACUGUGCAAGCAAUAUGAAGCAAUAUAUACUGGUGCUCGCUCUAGCGGUGGGCUGCCAAGCCUUCUUCAAGCCAGGAGCUCAGGCUCCGAUGGAAGAUGAGCAGGUGGACGAGGAUUACAUAUUCAGGGAUGAUGAAAUCACUGAGAUCGCACCAAUCAUCCCGAAGUCUUCUACGGACCAACAGAAAUGUGGAGUGCGUCACAAUAACGGCGAAUUCCGAAUCGGUGGUAAAACGAAAGCUUUGUUCACUGAAUUCAACUGGGUAGUGCCGAUCAUGGAAGUCCUCUGGAAUGGCACCGAAGAGUACGUCUGCGUGGGCUCCCUCAUCCAUCCAGAGGUCGUGAUGACUGUCGCCCACUACUUCACGGCUAAAAGGAACCUCAUCAUCAAGGCUGGGGACUACGACAUCAGCCACACCAAGGAGAGACACCCGCAUCAGGUCCGGGACGUCUCCAGCGUGAAACUGCACCCGAAAUUCAAACUGGGGAUCCUCAAAUACGACAUCGCUCUGCUGUUCCUCUCAACCCCGGUGAACCCCGCCCCACACGUUGGGUUCGCGUGUCUCCCGCCCGCCCUAUCCAUGACCCCAGCCGACACCGCCUGCUACGUCACCGGCUGGGGCAUGGAGACCUAUGAUAAGAAUGGAGAGAUCUCGCAUGUCUUGAAAAAGGUGGAGGUUCCAGCAGUUGCUGAUAGCCAUUGCCAAGAGGUUUUCAGGGACAAAAUCGGACCGGCCUUUAACCUGCACAAGACUUGGAUGUGCGCAGGGGGGGAGGAGGGGAGAGACGCCUGCCUACGCGACGGCGGAGGACCGCUUGUAUGCCCGUAUAAGAACCCGAAGAUCGAAAACCAAUACUUUCAAGCUGGAAUCGUUUCGUGGGGCAACAACUGCGGCUUGAAGGGGGUUCCUGGAGUAUAUUCCAACGUGGCUGCGCUUCGGCAGUGGAUCGACGACACUAUGGCCGCUGGAGGCUACACCACCGAGUAUUAUACCCCUUAGAUUGGUGACGGUUUUCUAAAAAGUGGACGUUGUAAUAAUAAAAAAAAUUUUUCAUCAUAAA
This is a messenger RNA of Ostrinia nubilalis (European corn borer), 3422 nucleotides long. RefSeq lists its product as uncharacterized. Gene Ontology annotation, molecular function: serine-type endopeptidase activity. The transcript has 30 exons. Lineage: Eukaryota; Metazoa; Arthropoda; Insecta; Lepidoptera; Crambidae. Gene Ontology annotation, biological process: proteolysis. The coding region runs from base 152 to 3361 and encodes 1069 amino acids. The record is from RefSeq and is a predicted model, not a curated record.